GUCUUUUUCUUGCAUGGACUUGGAGACACCGGCAAUGGCUGGGCACCAGUAUUUCGGGCGAUGCGGUCGGGUUAUAUCAAAUUUGUUUGUCCACAUGCACCGGUUGCUCCGGUAACGAUCAACGGCGGAAUGACCAUGCCAUCUUGGUUUGAUUUGAAAGGUCUAUCAGCGUCUUCUGCAGAAGAUGAAGUUGGUAUCAAAGCCGCAUCGAAGGAAGUUCAGGGUUGGUUGGAUGAAGAAAUUAAGUCCGGAAUUCCAAGUAAUCGAAUUAUACUCGGCGGAUUUUCGCAAGGCGGCGCCCUGGCAUUGUACAGUGGCCUUACAUACGAGAAACCACUGGCUGGUUUAGUGGCGUUCAGCUGCUGGUUGCCGCUACAUCAGGAAAUAGGCGAUGUUAGUACUGUAUUUGAAAGUUUUCUGUUUCAGUAUGUGUAA
Messenger RNA from Soboliphyme baturini, 435 nucleotides. Lineage: Eukaryota; Metazoa; Nematoda; Enoplea; Dioctophymatida; Soboliphymatidae. The record is from the annotation of a GenBank genome assembly.